Lymnaea stagnalis (great pond snail) is the source of this 8153-nucleotide messenger RNA. The record is from the annotation of a GenBank genome assembly. Lineage: Eukaryota; Metazoa; Mollusca; Gastropoda; Lymnaeidae.
AAGUGCAGCCGUUCAAUUAACAAACAAACUUAUUCGUUAGUGUGUAACAUAUAUACAUAUAUAUAUAUAUAACAAUUCGUGAUUGAUCAUUGGAUUGGACGACAUUCAGAAGUGACCUCAAUAUUCAUGGAACAUCCGGGCUCUAUCAAAUGUCUUAUCGUUUUUCUUACGAUUUUUUCUCCAGGAGUCACAGCUGCAAGUGCUUUUAUUCGAUUAUUUAGAUUUAUUUCUUUUAUUAUGCAGAGACAAAUGAGUCAAAGUCUAAUAAAGCUCUUAGACAUCAGCUGUUGUCCAUAGUUAAGGGAUGUAAAAGAAAAUCAAUUUUUAAAAAAACCAAAACCAAAAAGAACCAACUCCGUCCACUGUUCAGUGGUGGCGUGCAUUCCGAAAAAUGGCGAGGUCUUUUUUUUAAAUCCAAUGCGCUGCUGUGGUAUUCACUAGAUAUAUAUAAUAUAUUUGAAUAGAUAAUACAGAGCCGUUCUCAGGCAUAAGCAAAAUAGGUGCCCGCCUAGGGCGCCACUGCGCCGCCGGGUGCCUUUUUUUUUAAAACUACAACUGCCAUGUCCAUAUAUUUCAGAAGUACACAUUGUCUGUAGUGGCGGAAUAAUCAAUAUAGCAAAGCGGGAACCGUGGCGAAGGCAGAAUGGAGGGGCCCGCUACCUACGCUCCAUGGGCCCCCCAAAAAGUCCUAAGAACGGUUCUGGAUAAUGGGAUAUUUUUUAACAGACUUCUGGGGACUACAAAAAAAAAAAGAUGUAUUUUAAAUAAAAUGUGCUUGAGUCAUUUCUCUCUACUUAUUUCUAGAUUUUAAACGUUGAGUUAAUUAUAAACAUUUUUUUUUUAUCAUUACACUGAAACCACGCCAGGACGCGGUCACCUAAAAACAUGAAUUCGGAUGUACCGUGGCCGUCGCCUGGCCGACAAAAUUUCGUGGGCUCACAUUCAUUCGCUCAUGAUUUUUGUUUUUUGGGGUUUUUUUUUUGUGGUUUUUUGUUCGUUUCCCUCUAAAGUAACCACCAGGCAACAGUAUCAAAAUAUAUAGCCCUAUACUCCAGCGGCACAAUCGCAAAUCCAUUAAAGACGAAUAGCGCAACUCGAACACCGCAACACUGUAUUUAAAAAUCCAGUUUAAACCAAUAAAUAAAAUUAAAAUAGCUCACGUCUGUUCCUACCCCUACCCCCCCCCCCAAACGUUAUGCGCCACUAAAGAUACUGGUGGAAAACGUCCCGUUCACGCGAUCCGUUAAAAACGCUGUCCGUCCGGUUUUAAGACCCCCCCCCCCACAAGUAUCGCGUUACAGGGAGGUAUCACUGAAGAUAAAUUGCGUCGGGUUUAUUUGUUCAACAUUUAUUUUUCUUCAAUUUUUUAAAAUUAUCUCUAAAGAGAUUUUUUUUUUUUAAAGAUUCGGAAAUAAUAGACGUUUGGUUGCGAGUUGAGGCAGGGGCGUCAUUUGGGUAGGGCAGGGUGGGGGCAUUAACCCCCCCUCCCCCCGCCACCUGAAUUUGCAGGUUUUAUUUAACUUGAUAUGUACUGUGGCGCCUCCAAUAAUAACACAAGCCGAUUAAGUUUUGGUUUUGCCCCCCCCCUUCCGAAAUUAACCUGAAAUGAUGCCCCUGAGUUGCUUCAGUUAAAAAAUGAUCUUUUGACAACUUGAUUUUGUUGGUUCAACAGCUGACCGAGUCAGACAGGAAGCGAGUGUGGUGGGGCAGAUACAACGCCGAGUCUCAGUCCACAACCGGCAAGCCCAGCCCGGCCGGGUCGGCGUCCAGCGGCCAAAGAUUGCACGACGAUAAGGGCGGCUACUCGGGCUUCCACGCGAACAGCGCUGCCGGCAAGAGUGGUGGUUCCUCGUACGAGGCUGACCCCAAGUACGGGAAGUACGCCGAGAAAGACCAGCGCUGGGGCGAAUCCGAGUACAGACCUUUCUCCGGCCUUGACCCCAGCGAGUCGUGGCCAGAAAAGUCCAGUAGGUUGACCGAAGAGGUGAGCAAACGGUCAAUGGUGUCCAGUUGUUUGUUGUCACCUUUUUGUUUAAAUAAUCAAACCGAUGGUUCCCACACCCUUGUGUUUAAGACCACCAACGGCGAUUCAUUUGUUAGACCUGAUGUCUGAUGUGACAGUGGUGCUCAAACUUAUGUACGGGUGGGACCUCACGACUUCCUUAAUUUAUUAUGUUGAUUUCAUGUCACCAAUCUUCAAAUAACAUAACACGUGUUGUCAUAACCUCGAAGUCGUUCAGCUGCGUAGUAUGUUCACAAGUUUCCACCACUCUACUUCACCGUGCAUAUUAUAGACUUUGUCAUUUCCCUGACCGGAAAACGUCAUAGCGCACUAUUUUUAGAAGGUCGGCGGACAAAUAUUGCUUAAAACAUGGCGGCUUAUAGUGUGUUCCAACAUAUCGUUCGGACGAUCCUUGUAUCUAGAGUCGCUGUUACAUUUGCCGUUCGCGCAAUGGAGUCUCAUUUCAGAAAACAGAAGUAAACAAAAAAUGUGUAAAAUAUUUCGCAAAAUAGAGUAAUGUCAACAAGUUUCAGGAACACUUUGCUAACAUAGUAGCACUGAACAGUGGUGACAUUGUGUCCGCGCUGAGUACCCGGAUGAUGAGUAAUGAUGAUAUCAGUUCUGUUAAUAGAUUUCCGCCAUUAAAUGACAAUCCCUCUUGACCAGUAUCACAUUUACCGCUCAAUAGAAUGUGGAUGGACAGAAAAAAGAAGUCCCCUUGGAGUGCGCUCUUAAAUUAUGGAACAGUUCGCCUUGGUUUUUGAGGGAUUUCGGAAAUGAUUUUAAAAAGUCAUUUAAGAGACAUUUAAAAGACUUUUGUUAAAAUUUAAAUAGAGCUUAUGACAUCAGAGCGCUUUGAGCCUGCUAAAAUAGCAUGGACACAAGCGCUAUAAAAAUAACCAAUCACAAUCAAUCAUUAUCAUCCUCCAUGGAAUGACCAUAGGGCAGACGUUUGAAAGAAUCUAGAAUCUAAAGCAACGUUUCUCAAAUUAUUUCUUCUUGUUGUUCGUGGCCCAUUGAUAACAUUUUUAUUUCCCUCCCUUGCACCCUUACCCGUUAUCUAUAUUUGUAAAAAAAAAAAAAAAAAAUAAUCUUUUUUAUAAAACCCCCAUUUUUAAAAACCACCCGCCGCCCCACGGAAAACUGUGUGGGCCCCCCCCCCCCCCCCCCGGACCCUAUGACACACAAUGAGAGACGCUAAUCUAGAAAAAUCAAAUCUUCAUUUUAAAAUAUAUAGAUACAUAUUUCCUGUGUUAGAAAGAGAUGAAACGUUAGAGAGAUUUCGAGUCGUGUAAUAUUUCAAUGGUGUGAACGAGCCGCCUGGCCCUACUGCAGGCGUGCACAAUAGACGGCCCGCGGGCCGCAUGUGGCCCGCCAGUACCAACUGUGUGGCCCGUGACGUAACGAAAUAUUCUUUAUUCUUUUCUUAACAGCUUUCCCCCCCCCCGCCCCCCCCCUCUGUCCUAUUUUCUUUGGGCCCGCACAAGCUUUUCAUAAAGUAUUACCCGCCUUACAUUUUGAGUUGUGCAGGCCUGCCCCACAAGUUUGAACAUCUAGAAACAGUGUUUUUGUUUUUUUUCUUUUUUUUUUUUUUUUUUUUUUUCUUUUUUUUUUUUUUUUUUUUUUUUUUUUUCGAUUUCCUCUCUUUUUGUUUUUUGUUUUCCCUGUUGUUUAGUAAAAAAAAAAAUGAGAGUGUGUAGGUAUAAAUUAAAAUUUGUUGUGCAGAAAUAAUUAAAAGUCUGUUGAUGAUUCGUUCGAAUGGCGUGCGUGUAUUGUUGGUGAGCUUAAUGGUUUAGCUGUUGGUGUGUGCUGUUUAGCUGUUUAGCUUUUUAGCUGUUGCUGUGUGCUGUUGUAGUUGUGACACAUUUGGGUAGUGGAAGAUUACUUUGCAGAGGCGUAGCUAAAUGGUGGGGGGUGGUUCAAAUGGGGGACAGAUAUCCCUGGGCGCCAGACUAGUUAGGGGCGCCAAGAUGGGCUUUGAUAUUAUUUUAUUAUCAAAAUAAUGGGUUUGAGAGUUGAAAAGGGAAAGGAAGGCACUUUAAAAUGAAUUUGGUCCCCCCCUAAUCCCCCCCCCGGCGCCAAACACUCUAGCUACGCCUCUGGGACGGUGUUUUAGUUGUUAUCGAUUUUGCUAGUGAGUGAGUCGCAGAGAGAAAGCGGGAGGAAGAGGACACGCUGUUGUUCUAUGAAGAACCAUAUGUAAUGUGGUAGUGGUCUUGGAUUUGUUGAAUAUUCAGCCCUAGACUUAACGAAGCGACUGAACGACUUAUACACAAUGUAGUUCUUAACAAUAUCCUCAGUAACUUUUUUUUUUGGUGGGGGGGGGGUGGGGGGUGUUAGAUGUACUUAUACUUUAGACGCCUUUAAAUUUGAGACUUCCGUCAUAAAUAAAAGACGUGUGUCUUGUCUUACAAGCACACGUGUGAUACACGUGUCUUGUUUUUUUGGAUUCGCAGACAUGAGACCCAUGUCUUGUCUUACAAGCACACAUAUGAGACCCGCCUUGCCUUGUCUUACAGGCAAACAUAUGAGACCCGCCGUGUCUUGUCUUACAAGCACACAUAUGAGACACGGGUCUGGUCUUGCACUCAUAAAUAUGAGACACGUAACUUGUCUUGCAGACAUGCCAGUGUGAUGAGAGACUGAAGAUCCUUGAGAUGAAAAUGGAAGAGUUGCAGGAGGACAACAGUCGCAUGAACACCCGGAUGUGGGACACGGUGGACGUUGUCCAGGGAAUGAUCAAAGGUAGAGAUGCUAUGGACAUAAUAACAAUUGUUUGUGAGCGAGCAGGAGAUAGAUAGAAGGGGGGAGGGAUGGAGGGGAAGAGAGAGGGAGAGAAAUAGGGAGGAGGGAAGGAGGGAGAGGGAAAGAGGGAAGGAUAAGGAGACGGAUGGGGGAUGUCGAGAGUGGGGUACAGGGAGUGAACGGUGAGAUAGAGAAAGGGAGGGAAGAGGUAGAGAGAGGGAGAGAGAGGGAGAAAGAUGGAAGAGGGAGGGGUAGAAAAGGAUGGAGAGGGAAAGAGGGAAGGAGAGAGAGAGGGAAUGAGGGAGUGGAGGAGAGAAAGGCAGGGUGAGAGAGAGGGUAGACGAGAGAUGGAGGAGAGAAAGGGAUGGAGGGAGAGAAUGAGUGAGAGAAGGAGAUGGGGGAGGAAAGGGGGGGAAGACGGAGGAAAAGGGAUGGGUGGAGAAGGAGGGAGGGAGGAAGAGAGGUAGAGAAAGGGAUGGAGUGAGAUGGGCAGAGAGGGAGGCAGCAGGCAAGGGAGCGUAGGACAGAGAGAGGUAGCCUUGGGGAGAGUCGCAGCGCUGUUGUUUGUCUAAUUCCUCCAUUGUUUGUAUGACCAGGAUCCUCCAAGCUGGGCAAACACAAACACAUCGUCUCCUUCUCCGCCCACGCCGCCUCCAACAUCCCGUACCUCAAGGACGCUGAGAUCAUCGUCUUCGAUGACGUGAGUAUCAACCACCUUCUACAUAACCUUUAACCCCUGCUCACUCUCAUUGCCGCUAGUACGGAUGGAAGCAGUGCAUUUGUGCUCAAAUUAGGCUAAGUAGAGCGGAUAUCUAGGUUGAUUCAGGAAUAGGGAUUUUAAAAAAAAUAAAAUUUAAAGUGUAUAUCCAGGCUUCCGGUAAAUUGAUAGCUUGUCCGUCGAAAUCGAUCAAGGCCAUUUGAAACAACGGAUUCUGGCUGGUUUUAAUUUUUAAUUUAAAAAAAAAAUAUUUUUUUUAAUUGGUGGGUGCUCAGAUGGCUGAUGAGACCGAUUCUGUUACUGAAUGUUCUUUCACACUAGGAGCAAGGAAUGGAUGGGGCAUCUCCAGGUGCAGAGUUAACCCGGGAUUCGCCAGUAAAAAUAAACAUCACAUCACGUGACAGCUUCACUAAAUAAAACCUAGAAGUAAACCGCGUUUGAGAAAUUUAAAGCUACAAAAAAAAAAAGUUUUAUAUUUUAAAUAAAUAAUUUAUUAUCAGUUUCAAUUUAUUUAGCAUGAAGUGUGUUGUCAACUCGAAGAAGAAAAUAAAUUAUUUUUUAACGGGUGUACACGAAAACAGCUGUUAAUGGGAGAUAACCAAUAAAACAGAUGGUCGUCAAUAGACUUGACCGAGUUAUCGGGAUUCCCCCCCAAACCCGCAGCCCGUCAGAUCGCCCCAAUUCACACGAACCAUCUCGGUCCUUUUCAGGUACUUGUCAACAAUGGUGCGGCGUACGACCCUCGAAGUGGAAUUUUUACUGUCCCAGUUUCCGGUGUAUACAUCUUCUCAGGUAACUUUACAGAAUUUGAUUUGAUGACAGUGCACUUUCUACUUCCACCUAUAAACAAAAAAAAUGGUGGGGCAGGGGGGGGCAUCAUUUUACUCAAAAAAAGAAUGGUUUACCCCCAUGGAAUUUUUCCAGAAUGAUAUUCAAUAAGAUAUGGAACAAAUUAUCUACACAAGAAAUAGGGAAAGGGGGGGGUGGGAGUGGCGGGGGUUCUACACCCAAUGACCGAGAAAAUGAUCUAUCCUAAAUGUGGGAGAAAUGAUUUACUCCAACUCUGGGAGAAAUUAUCUACUCCAAAUGUGGGAGAAAUGAUCUGCUCCAAAUACGGGAGAAAUUAUCUACUCCAAAUGUGGAAGAAAUGAUCUGCUCCAAAUACGGGAGAAAUUAUCUGCUCCAAAUAUGGGAGAAAUGAUUUACACUAAAUAUGGGAGAAAUUAUCUACUAGAAAUAUGGGAGGAAUGAUCUACUCCAAAUAUGGGAGAAAUUAUCUAUUCCACAUAUGGGAGAAAAGAUUUAAUCCAAAUAUUGGAAAAAUUAUUUAAUCCAAAUAUGGGGAAAAUAAUCUACUCCAAAUAUGGGAGAAAUGAUUUAAUCCAAAUACGGGAGAAAUGAUUUCAAAAUAUGGGAGUAGUGAAUUAAUCCAAAUAUAGGACAAAUGAUCUACACCAAAUAUGGCAGAAAUGAUCUACUUCAAAUAUUUGAGAAAUUAUCUACACCAAAAAUGGGAGAAAUGAUUUAAUCCAAUUAUGAGAGAAGUGAUCUACUCCAAAAAUGCACACCAAACCCUUAACACGUCUGUAUCAUUUUCGUUCUCAGCGACCAUCGUGUCCGGCUUCAACAGCACCAUUGAGACCAUGAUCACCCUCAACGGACAAGAGGUGGCGCGGCUCUACUCCGGAGCCCACCAGAACCGCGGGUCCGGCUCCAACACGGUGGUCCUCAACCUGCGGGAAGGCGACGACAUCUGGGUGGCCCUUUUCUACGGCAACGGGAACUACGUGCACGGGAAGUGGAGCAGCUUCUCUGGGUCCCUGCUGGAAACAUAUUGAGAACAGCUGCGGGGAAAAAUUUCCACAACCUCCCUGCUCAUAGACUUUUUCGACAACUCACCUACUUAGUGCAGCCGACAUUUGAGACGCUUUGGGAAAAAGAAAGUUUUUGUGUUUUAUUAAGAUUUGAUUCUAAAAAUAUUCGCUUCGGGAUGGCCUGUUCGAAAAAAAUAAUCAUUUCCGGUUAUAUGACUUCGAUUCCCACUUCGAGUUUCUGAAAGGAAGGGGUCAAAUGCUUCCGGGUUAAUUAUGCAUUACUGGCCAUUCAAUUUUAAUGUUGAUGAAAUUGAUUUUCAUGUAUCAUAUGUGAAGUCAUCUAUCAUUUUAAAUAGGACUCCUAUUCCGCUUCGCUUAUAAAUUAUAUCUUCGCCCCAUGUGAAGGUUACGUCUUUCCUCUGGGCUACAACAAGGUCUGCGUUUAGAGGGUUCGGGAGGGACUUUACCAGGCUCUCAAAUGUGCCCGACAAUCAACCAAAACAAAAGUACAAGGUAGACUACAUCAUUCACCCAAACAUCUCUUGACUGAGAUACUUAAGCUCAUGCACACUGAUCUGAAUGAAAGUGUACUCGUAAAUUUAGUUGUACAUCGUGCAAUAUACCUGUUUGAUGUAAUGGUAAUGUAUGUUGUCAAUACACCUGUUUAAUGUAAUGGUAAUGUAUGUUGUCAAUACACCAGUUUGAUGUAAUGGUAAUGUAUGUUGUCAAUACACCUGUUUGAUGUACCGGAUACGGUCAUGUCAGUGCCGGACUUACCUAUAAGCAAAACAAGCUACAGCGUAGGGCCCCACAUUCUGCCUGCUAGAUGUUUUAUAUUUUUAUUUGACCAGCUGAUGUAAUUUAAAACGGUAAA